Messenger RNA from Penicillium brevicompactum, 1530 nucleotides. RefSeq lists its product as uncharacterized. The record is from RefSeq and is a predicted model, not a curated record. The transcript has 3 exons. Gene Ontology annotation, cellular component: nucleus. Bases 1 to 1530 code for a protein of 509 amino acids. Lineage: Eukaryota; Fungi; Ascomycota; Eurotiomycetes; Eurotiales; Aspergillaceae.
AUGAAUUCCAGUGUUCCACCUUGGCGCUCUACUGCAUCCGCCCCGAUGGCUCGAAACUCUGCAUUCCCUCCAGCUUCGACCCCUGCCUACAUCCCAGUUCAAGCCCGUCGUAGCCUCGCCCAUAGUACACCCAACCCAGCCAUCGGAUCGGUCCCUCCACCUGGCAGACAAGAACCAGUGGACGAUGAAUCCCGAAACCGAGUGGAGUUCCCGGCUCCCGUCCGAUCAUACGUGCAACGCUGCUUCGCCCCCGAAAACCAGGUUGCCAGCGUGAGCAUCCUCGAGAUGCAAGAGAAACUGAAAGACGUGAUCACGGACGCGGCGGAGAAUAACAAGCUGGGAAAGAUCGACUGGGAGAGACUACCUUUGCCACAGGUGAUGGUCCAGAACGAACGCAACAAGAUCCUGGCCAACCCGUCCUCCUCGCACUGGGCCUCCGCCCAGCCAUCCUCCCCCGGAAAUGUGAACCGGAAGCGAAAGUCCACCGAUGGCCACGCAGAUACCGGAUCGCCUCCCUGGAGAUCAGCUAACCCCAGUCGUUUUGAAGAUCGAGUUACUCACCCACCCACAGAAAAGAAGAAGCCCCGCAUAGCAGUGGACCAGACUAGUAAGUCCAAAGCUAAUUUGGAAAUGAGGCGGAAGCGGUUUGAUCUGGGCAAUGUCAAGUCUCCCUCAUCGCCCUCCGGGUCCCCGGCACGCAGUGCCGAAGUGGACCAAGGCCCUGUCGUUGGACGAUUCCAAGAGCUGGAGAAGAACUACUUCCGCUUGACUUCUGCCCCCAACCCAGACAGUGUUCGUCCUCUGUCCGUUCUGGAAAAGACCCUGGAUCUCUUGAAAAGAAAGUGGAAGCAUGAGGGCAACUACGGUUAUAUCUGUGAUCAGUUCAAGUCGCUCCGUCAGGACUUGACGGUCCAGCACAUCCGGACGGACUUUACCGUCAACGUCUAUGAGAUCCACGCUCGUAUCGCCCUGGAGAAGGGGGAUCUUGGUGAGUACAAUCAGUGCCAAACCCAGUUACGGGUGCUGUAUGCACAGCAGCUGGCCGGUCACCCGACGGAAUUCAAGGCCUAUCGUAUUCUCUAUUUCAUUUACACUCGAAACUGGACGGCUAUGAACGACGCGCUCGCGGACGUGACCCCAGAGGAUAAGAAAGACGAGGCGGUGAAGCAUGCCUUGGAUGUCCGCUCUGCGCUUGCGCUUGGGAACUACCAUCGUUUCUUCCAGCUGUACCUUGACACGCCCAACAUGGGAGCCUACCUGAUGGAUAUGUUUGUGGCCCGUGAGCGGCUGAGUGCUCUGGCGGUUAUUUGCAGAGCAUACAAACCUGAUGUUACUAUUCGGUUCAUUACCGAGGAACUUGGAUUCGAGUCCGAUGAGCAGACUGCCCGUUUCGUCCUAGACAAUUCCUCCGCGGAACUGCUGGAAGAGAAGAACGGGGCUGUGAGGCUGUUGACGGGCAAGGCCGGUUCAUUGUUCGAACAGGCCAAGUCCGCCGCCCAUCGCGUUGUCGAUAUUAAGGGCCAGAUCUAA